Molecule: messenger RNA, 3964 nt
Organism: Diachasmimorpha longicaudata
Lineage: Eukaryota; Metazoa; Arthropoda; Insecta; Hymenoptera; Braconidae
Gene: egh
Product: beta-1,4-mannosyltransferase egh
Exons: 3
Coding region: 338-1708 (456 amino acids)
Cellular component (GO): cytoplasm
Molecular function (GO): beta-1,4-mannosyltransferase activity
Source: RefSeq, a predicted model, not a curated record
UCCUCACACCCUGACGAAGAUUUUCUCUUGUAAAUUGAAUAACUGACACUUCACGUAAAAUCGUAUCACUGCCACCUUCGCGGUCUUCUUGACAUGUCAAGUCCGUGAUCGAGGGAAACUAACGAAAACACAAAUAGAAAAUGAACGUCAACUUUGGCCCAUUUCAUUUGAUUUUUACGUAAUGGUUCAGUGUGCAUCGAUUGACCUUCGCAAGUGAUUCUCUGGUGUGUAGUGAGAUUUACUCCGAUGUUUGUGAUCAACCCUCAAACAUUGAAAAAAUUCAAUUGAUGGUUGCAAGAGUCCUUAGGCGUUGUAUCAUCACGUGGGAGGAAGCAUAAUGCCAAGUAGCAUAGCCAGGCACCUCUCCCACUGUUGUCUCCUGGCAACGGUAAUCAUUAUUUUCGAGUACACAUCUGGUGCGCUCUUCAACGAGGACAGGCCAGAGCUGAAUCCCUGGACAGACUACGGUAUCCUCGGUGCAGCACUCCUCUACUUACUUCGCGUCCUGACAUUCCUCUCCUUUCCCCAAGUUCUGUUCAACUUCUUCGGCUUCACAAUCUACAACGCAUUCCCCGACAAAGUUGUCCUCAAGGGUUCGCCCCUCCUCGCUCCCUUCAUCUGCAUUCGUGUAGUCACUCGUGGGGAUUAUCCCCAACUGGUGAAGACAAAUGUCCGGAGGAAUCUCAAUAAAUGCACCGAGGCAGGACUCGAGAAUUUUCAAAUCGAAGUUGUGAGUGAUAAAGCCAUUGGUUUAAGCCCUCACAGGAGGAUAAGGGAGGUUGUCGUGCCCUUGAAUUACAGAACGAGCAGUGGUGCACUGUUCAAAGCUCGUGCCCUUCAGUACUGCCUCGAGAACAGUGUCAAUGAACUCGCUGAUCAUGACUGGAUUGUUCAUCUGGAUGAGGAGACGUUGUUGACUGAGAAUUCGGUGAGGGGCAUUUUGAAUUUUGUCCUCGAUGGGAAACACCAGUUUGGACAGGGGCUCAUCACCUACGCCAACGAGGAUGUUGUCAACUGGAUUACGACACUUGCUGAUAGCUUUAGGGUCGCUGAUGAUAUGGGAAAACUCAGGCUGCAGUUCACUAUGUUCCAUAAACCAUUGUUCAGUAUGAAGGGAUCAUUUGUCGUCACUCAGAUGGCAGCAGAGCGUCAAGUGUCCUUCGACAACGGUCUUGACGGUUCUGUCGCGGAGGACUGCUUCUUCGCGAUGAAGGCCUUCACCAUGGGCUACAGCUUUAACUUCAUAGAAGGGGAGAUGUGGGAGAAAAGUCCCUUCACCCUCUGGGAUUUUGUUCAACAAAGAAAACGUUGGCUCCAGGGAAUUCUUCUGGUAGUUCACUCCAAGGUAAUUCCUCUGAAGAAAAAGCUACUCCUCGCAAUCUCGUGUUACUCCUGGGUGACACUGCCCCUGUCAACAUCCAACAUCAUCCUCGCAGGUCUCUGUCCCAUAUCGUGUCCACAGUUUAUCGAUGUUCUGUGUGCAUUCAUCGGUGCAGUGAGCAUAUACAUGUAUAUAUUUGGCGUCAUAAAAUCAUUUUCAUUGUACCGUUUUGGUAUUUCGCGGUAUAUUCUCUGCAUCGGUGGUGCACUUGCAACAAUUCCCUUCAAUUUAAUCAUCGAAAAUAUCGCGGUCAUCUGGGGAAUAUUCGGUAAAAAACACAAAUUCUAUGUCGUGAGUAAGGAGUUUAAACCACCGGUGACUGUCUAAGGAUUUUCAACUCCUAGUAAUAAUUAUGAUUUCACUAGUUAUAGGGAUAAAAUGAUUCCAUUGCACCCCUCGUACCUGUUUUUAUUCAGAGUUGAGUCGAAAUAAUGAAAGUGAUGAGUGAAAAGGUGAAGUUGUGGAAUCACACGAGUCAAUAUCAUGUUCUGAUUUCAUAAUCGAACAUCGUCCUCCAUUGGGUUUUCUAUUUUUGCGCAGCCCUAGAGUCUCCAAAAAUCAUAAAUCCAAUCGUAUCUGUGGUAUAUUUCGGAUUAUGAAGAUGAAAUAACAAUCGGGGGCGACAUAACAAAAAGUUUUUGGGAAAAUUAACUGUCUUGUCUGGAUUGUACAAUACUUUGAAUUGACUUGUGCCAUUUGACGACUUCAUCGCUGAACUUUGUGGAACAUUCUGUACAAAUUUUUUAAGGAUUAUCGACAAUCUCAAAUGAGGAAUCAAAAUAAUCAUAGAGUGCAUUAUUUUUUUUUAAGUGGAAUAUUUUCCAAGGGAAUCGUUGCAGUACGUACGUUACGCACUUUGUGUUUAUAUUAGGGUUUUAAAACAUAACUUUGACAAUUAUGUCAUUUGUUGAGGAGAGAUCGUCAGUAUAUUUUUUAAUUGAGUUCAGGAUAUCCAUGGAGGGAGUGCACAUGAUUCAGGACGACUUUCGAAAUUUAUUGAUUGGCACUUCAAUGAAUAUUCGUGGGUGAGAAAACUGAAUCACUUGAGAUUAGAGACAUAUCAGGGGGGGGGGGGUUUAAAGAGAUGAUGGAAUUACUUUUUCUUGAGUGAAUGGAUGGAAAAAAUGGAAAAAGUGCAAUGCACUCAGAGACGUCGUUGUAAAAUCUCUCUCUGGGAAUUAUUGGACUAAUAAUCUAUUUUUAAAAGCUCCACUGAGUGGUUACACUACGAUCUUUCCUUAAUACUGACAAAGCACAAGAUCUGAUCUUCUUUAGUCACAAAAAAGUGCACCUUUUCUUCUGAAAUUCAUAAGGCGUCUAGUCACGAAUGUAAUCUACAAUCAACGAGAAAAUUCUCAGUCUUUUAUUAGACUACAAUGUUGUCUUGACUUUGUGACUGUCUCAUGUUAUAAUAUUUCAUAAUUUUUAUCACGUCGAAUUUCAUUUACGGUUGAUACUAAGACUUCCAAGUAUGUUUAUUAAUAAUAUGAAAAAUUCUGUCGAUUAUUUAAGUUGUGUAAAUCGAGAUUAUACGAGACAUAAUCUGCGCGUGAAUUUAUAGAUUAGAGAAACGAAAGGAAUGCGAGACAAAUUUGACAUUUUAAUUAAUUUAAAAUCGAAAACAAUUUUUUCCUAGUUGUUUCUUUCCAUUUUCUUCUGGGCAAGUGAGUUUCAAUUAUUUCCGAAAUAAUCUGCAUAUUUUCUUCGAUUUAACUAUUUAUACCGAUUUGCUACCGAUUUAUGUCUUCUGAGAGAAUUUUUACAAAAAAAUCAUUUACACAGCUAGAAUUAAUGGUUAGAGCUGCCUAAUUCCGAAGUACUUAACAAUUAAGUUCUUCUUUAGGAAUGCGAAUAUUGAAAAUGUUCUACCAAAGCCUUAGUGUAAAUACGUUCACUCUAAAAUGACAAAAAAUGUAAUCUCGUUUCAAAUAUCAAAGAUACUUGUUGAUAGCAUUAAUUAUACAUUUGAUUGAGAGAUUUUUGAAUGCUUAAUUAACGAGACAUUAGCAACUGUGAGAUCUGUCCAUAAUAUUAGUGUAAAUUUCUCACAAAAUUUGAAGAAAAAAUCACUCGCAUAUGCAUAAUGAAGAAAUGCAUAAUUCUCGGUGAUAUUUUACCUUCUCAAUUUUGUAAAGCAAAUUAAAAGAUCUCUCGCACCAAUCCGUAAUACUUUUUAAUUAUUAAUCAUGCUCCGAUGAAUCUCUGAUUUGAUACUCUAAAAUAAUUUUUGAUAGGUUAAAAAUAUAAUUUAAGUUAUCAGGCGCAGCAAUUAGCUCUGCGAUAAUUUCACUACAAAAAUCGCAAUCGGAUUCAUAGUUAUAUCAACAUCCAAUGGUAAGAGAUGAUAAGGCUGCCCUGAAUAACGUAACUUUAUCAAAUUUUUCAUUGCCAGUUCUAGGCCUAAUUUUAUAGGCUUUUGCGAUAAUUUCAAUGCCUGCGGCAGUUCCUUUACCGUUUUUAAGAAUGUUAAUAAUCAAUUUUUAUUAACGGAAUGUUAAUUCUCGAGAUGAGAGUCGUCAGCGAAUUGUCAUUAAAAACCAUUGAAUAAUGUUGAUGAAUAAAAAAAUUUUCCUCAUAACACAA